Messenger RNA from Gymnogyps californianus (California condor), 2819 nucleotides. It is a transcript of the gene MMP15, whose product is annotated as matrix metallopeptidase 15. Gene Ontology annotation, biological process: collagen catabolic process; extracellular matrix organization; proteolysis. Gene Ontology annotation, molecular function: zinc ion binding; metalloendopeptidase activity. The record is from RefSeq and is a predicted model, not a curated record. Gene Ontology annotation, cellular component: extracellular matrix. The coding region runs from base 329 to 2290 and encodes 653 amino acids. The transcript is spliced from 10 exons. NCBI's taxonomy places the organism in Eukaryota, Metazoa, Chordata, Aves, Accipitriformes, Cathartidae.
CGCUCUGCUCCGCGCCGCUCCGCCGCUCCCGGCGGGGCAGGGCAGGGCAGCCGAGCCAAGCUGAGCCGAGCCGAGCCGCGGCGGCCGCCCAUGUGCCGUGCGCCGCCGGCCUGAUCCCACACACAAAGGCGGGCCGGGAGGCGACGGGCCGCGCCUGGGGAGCGCCGCCCAUGCACCGAGCGCAGCCCCCCGCGGCGGCCCGGCCCCGGGCCAUGAGGGCGGCUUAGCUCCGACACCGCCGCGCUCGGCCCGGCCCGGCCCGGCGCGGCCCGGGGCGGGGGGCAGCCGCGAACCGGCGGUAACGGCGGCGGCGGCGGCGCGGCCCGGUAUGGCAGGAGGUGGCGGCGCCCCCUGGCGGGCGGGCGGGGCGCUGCGGGCGGGCGGGAGACCCCCGCCGUUACUGGUGCUACUGGUGCUGCUGGUGGGAGCGGCGGCGGCGGGCGAGGAAAUCAACGCGGAGGCAUGGCUGCGGCUCUAUGGCUACCUGCCGCAGCCCAGCCGGCAGAUGUCCACCAUGCGCUCGGCUCAGACCCUCUCCUCGGCCCUCGCCGAGAUGCAGAAGUUUUACGGCAUCACCGUCACCGGCGUCCUGGACGAGGAGACCAAGGCGUGGAUGAAACGUCCCCGCUGCGGGGUCCCAGACCAGUUUGGGGCGCGGAUGAAGUCCAACAUGCGGCGGAAGCGGUACGCGCUGACGGGGCGGCGCUGGAGCCAGAGCCAUCUCACCUUCAGCAUCCAAAACUACACGGAGAAGCUGGGUCGGUACCACUCGUACGAGGCCGUCCGCCGAGCUUUCCGGGUGUGGGAGCAAGCCACGCCGCUGGUUUUCCGGGAGGUGCCCUACGAGGACAUCCGGCAGAAGCGGAAGAAGGAGGCCGACAUCAUGGUGCUCUUUGCCUCCGGCUUCCACGGAGACAGCUCCCCUUUCGAUGGCAUCGGGGGGUUUUUGGCUCACGCCUAUUUUCCCGGUCCUGGCAUGGGGGGGGACACGCAUUUCGACUCGGAUGAGCCCUGGACACUGGAGAACACGGAUGUGUCUGGGAACAACCUUUUCUUGGUGGCCGUGCAUGAGCUGGGGCACUCGCUGGGCUUGGAGCACUCCAGCAACCCCAGCGCUAUCAUGGCCCCCUUCUACCAGUGGAUGGACACGGAGAACUUCCAGCUGCCCGAGGAUGACCUCAAGGGCAUCCAGCAGCUGUACGGUACCGUGGACGGGCACCCGCAGCCCACCAAGCCUUUGCCCACCGUGACACCCCGGAGACCUGGCAGGCCAGACCAGAGACCCCCUAAACCACCCCCCCCGGGGAAACCGGAGCGACCCCCCAAACCUGGCAGCCCAGACCGACCUGACCAGUAUGGCCCCGACAUCUGCGACGGGAACUUCGACACAGUGGCGGUGCUGCGUGGGGAGAUGUUUGUGUUCAAGGGCCGGUGGUUCUGGAGGGUCCGGCACAACCGGGUGCUGGACAACUACCCCAUGCCCAUCGGGCACUUCUGGCGGGGCCUCCCCGGGGACAUCGAUGCCGCCUACGAGAGACAUGAUGGGAGGUUCGUCUUCUUUAAAGGUGACCAGUACUGGCUCUUCCGAGAAGCCAACCUGGAGCCCGGGUACCCGCAGCCCCUGGUCACCUACGGACAGGGCAUCCCCUACGACAGCAUCGACACGGCUGUCUGGUGGGAACCCACGGGGCACACCUUCUUCUUCCGUGGGGACAGAUACUGGCGCUUUAACGAGGACACCCGCUCGGUGGACGCUGGGUACCCAAAGCCCAUCUCCGUCUGGGUGGGCAUCCCUCCCUCACCCAAGGGUGCCUUCCUCAGCCCGGACGCCUCCUCCACCUACUUCUACAGAGGCACAAAGUACUGGAAAUUUGACAACGAGCGGCUCAAGACGGAGCCAGGUUAUCCCAAAUCCAUCCUACGGGACUUCAUGGGCUGUCACACGGAGCUGGUCCCGGACCCCCAUCCCCGCUGGCCCGAUGGGGACCGACCUCCCUUCAACCCCGACGGGGACGGGCGGGCCGAAGGCAAGGAGGAGGAAGAGGAGGAGGAGGAGGAGGAGGAAGACGAGGAGGAUUAUGGCGAGGGUGGCCGCCAGCCGGGCGGGGACGUGGACGUGGUGGUGCAGAUCGACGAGUACACGCGUACCAUGAGCGUCGUCAUGGUGCUGGUGCUGCUGGUGCUGCUGCUCUGCAUCCUCGGCCUCAUCUACGUCAUCGUCCAGAUGCAGAGGAAGGGCGCGCCCCGAAUGCUCUUGUACUGCAAGCGCUCCUUGCAGGAGUGGGUCUGACCCCGGCUCCCUCCCCAAACUGCCCCCGCCACCAUGGUGCUAACGAUGGACCUGACCUCCCCCUCCCCUUGCCCCUCCCCCCAGCCUCGGCCCCUCUCGCCCCAUUGUUGCUUGAUGGCUCCAGCCUCAGAAAAGGGGGGAUACCAACCCCCCACCCCCCAGCCCCUCCACCGCAGCCGGGCUGGGACCGGGCGAUGGUCACGGCGGGGGCUGGAGGGCAUCGGGUCCUGCCUGCUCCCCGGCACCUGCCCCUACCCGUGACCCUCAGGUUGCCACCCAUCGCAUUGCACCCGCCUCUGCCAAGGGGUUCCAUCGGGGUCCCUGCAUCCCACGGGAACCCGCUGCGGCUGUGCCUGUUCCGCGUGGGAUGGUGAGCGGGUUGAGGGCCGCUCACAAGUGCUACGAGCUGGCAGGUCUCAGCUGCCGGCACCUGCGAUGGCAGGGAAGCGUGAGGGGAAGGGAGGGCCGAGCUCACGGCCAUGUUUCCUGUUGAACCGUGGGGAUGCAGGGAUGUGGUACCUAAAGAUGG